UUAUCCUCCUCUCUCUCUCUCUCUCCCUCUCUCUCCCUUUUUCUCUCUCCGUCUCUCUCGCGUUCGUUCGAGGUUCGCGCGCGUGACGAUAGAAACGCGCAACCGGCGUGUGCGCGUUUAUCGCAUAUGUGAGUGCGUCGUGUGAGUGCCCGCAAGUGCAACGAAAGAACGCAUCUCCCUCGCCCCCUGCGGUGAGAAAGAGAGAGAGAGAGAGAGUCCACGGGCAAGCAGCGGAAAUCAAGGUCCACACGGUCGCCGGCACGGGAUCAUGGACGAGGAAGAGAUCGACGGCAUCAAGUCACCCAUCAAACGGCUCGGUUCCACGCGGAAGCUGCUCGUCUUUAACAACAUACGGCUACAGCUGAACGAGCAGCUGAGAUGCCUCGACGUGAGGAUGGAGGCGCAAGUCGCCCUCGUGGCCGAGCUCCAGGACUUCUUCCGCAAAAGGGCGGAACUGGAGCUAGACUACAGCAAGUCUCUCGACAAGAUGGCCAGAAGCAUACAGCUGAGGCAUAAGGAGCAGAAACAAAAGCGGGAACAAUGGCCCCUGUUCUCCAGCUACGCCUGCUGGCAGCAGCUCGUCAACGAGACCAAGUCUCUCAGCCGGGACCACGCCGCCCUGUCCGAGGUCUACAGCACCCAUCUCGUGGGUCGCCUCAAUCAGGUGAUGGAGGACGUGCAGCGAAUUUACAAGCGUUGUCGCGAGAUUGGUUACGAAACGCACGAGGAGAUACUACGGGUGCUGCACGAGCUGCACACUACGAUGAAGACCUUCCAGGCUUACCAGGCGGAGUCGAGACAGGCGGAGACGAAGCUUCGCGUCGCCGAGCAGCAACGCAGCAAGCUCGAGGUCGCGAACGCGCCGCCGGAGAAGCUCGCGCGCAGCAAGAAGUACAAGCUCAUCGAGAAGGAAGUUAACAAGAGGAAGAGCAAGUACCAGGAGGCGAAGCUGAAGGCGCUCAAGGCGAGAAACGAGUACAUCCUGUGCCUGGAGGCGUCGAACACGACGAUACACAAAUACUUCGUCGACGACCUGUCCGAUCUCAUCGACUGCAUGGACUUUGGAUUUCACAACUGCAUAGCAAGAGCAUUGCUGAUGCACUGCAGCGCGGAGGAGGGCAGGCAGCGUUCCCUGCAAUCUGGCGCCGAGCAAUUAGCCGCUUGCGUCGGUGCGCUCGACUCCAGGGCGGAUAAGCAGAGAUUCCUGGAGUCUCAUCACACCGCCUUCAUGAUUCCCAAGAAGUUUGAGUUCCAAGGACAACGCGGAGAUGAGACACCCGAGCCCGAGCUGCAAAAGAUGCUGCACUCAGAGAUGGAGCAACGGCUAGCGCAGCUGCAGCAGAGGGUGACGUCGUUGCGUACCGAGUCCGAGGAGGUGUGGAAGACGCUGGAGACCGCGGAGGCGAGUCUGCUCGAGAUGCUGACCGCCAAGGAUUACGAUUGCUCGCGAUAUUUCGGUGAGAAUGCCGUGCCUACGUCUAGGCCGCCGGAGACCGUGCAGAUCAAGCUGCGGGCCGACAGACAGGAGACCGAAGAGUUCUACCUCAUAAAAUUCAGGGAAUAUCUUCUCGGCACAUCGAGGAUAGCCAGGCUAGACGCGAAACAGGAAUACAUCCGGCAGAGCCUACUGGACGGCUCGAACGCCAGCCCGAACCCGUCCAUCUCAGCCACGAAACAAAAACAGGCUCGCCGGAAGCGAAUCGGCCGGUUGCAGAUGAACGGUCAGCCGAAGCUGUUCGGCGGCUCGCUCGAGGAGUACUUGGAGAGCACUAACCAGGAGAUACCGCUCAUCAUGAAGAGCUGCAUUCGCGUGAUCAAUCUGUACGGUCUGCACCACCAAGGCAUAUUCCGCGUGUCCGGCUCCCAAGUGGAGAUCAAUAACUUCCGCGAGUGGUUCGAGAGAGGCGAAGACCCUCUGGCGGACGUGACUGACGCCUCGGACAUCAACAGCGUCGCCGGGGUGUUGAAGCUGUAUCUAAGGGAGCUGCGCGAACCGCUCUUCCCCAUCAUCUACUUCGAGCAUCUCAUGGAACUGGCGCAGUUGGAGUCGAAACAAGACUUCGUCAAUAAGAUGAAGGAGAUGAUAGCGAGCUUGCCGAGGCCGGUUGUCAUCGUCAUGCGUUAUCUCUUCGCUUUCCUCAAUCAUCUGUCGGAAUUCUCGGACGAGAACAUGAUGGACCCGUACAACUUGGCUAUCUGCUUCGGCCCAACCUUGGUGCCCGUUCCCGAGGACAAAGAUCAGGUGCAGUACCAGAAUCAGGUGAACGAGCUGAUCAAGAAUAUCAUCACGUUCUGCGAAGAGAUCUUCCCGGAGGACAUUGGCGGCACGCAGUACGAAAAGUAUAUCAGCAGAGAACCGGACGAUGUGGACGUGGGAGAUUCGCCGACGGAUCAAGUUCAGGAAGACAUGGAUUCGGAAGUCUACCCGUCCGAAGACGAAUCGGAGAAUCUCGAGGCCACCGCGCAAUUCGACUUCAACGCGAGAUCCGAGAGAGAGCUGAGCUUCAAGAAGGGCGACACUCUGACGUUAUUCACACAGGUCAGCAACGACUGGUGGCGAGGCGCUUUAGCUGGCAGAGAAGGGCUGAUUCCUGACAAAUAUAUUAUGCUCAAGAUCAAGGAUGAGGAGCGUGAGAAAGAACUCUUGAAAUCGUCCAGCGAGGAGUCCAUGCGUAGAAGAGCGUCCAGCUCGGCGGACAGCGUUCUAUCGAGCAACAAUUCGCCGUUGAUGGGCCCGUCAGCUAACCCCAGCACCUGGUCGUCCGGCGCCGCGUCCGAUAUGUCGUCCGCCACGACGAACAUAAUAACGGACAAUAGUAACGCCAGCGGUAUUAUCGCGUCCGUGGUGACGAAUGUGCCCUGCAUCUCAUCGGCGCAGCCGAUCAUCAGUCGAGAGGACUCCGCGACGCCGUCCAGGCUGGCCAGGGUGUCCACUCCGGAGAACGAGAGGCACUCGUCGUCGGAGCACCAUCGCGCCGACGGCGUUCUCCAGAUCGCGCUGGAGAACAACGUCGACUGCUGCGACGGUGGCAGCAACAACAGCAAGAUCUCCGUUUACGGGACAGACACGAACGCUCAGCAGCAAUCACAACGCGGAAGCGGCAGCGAGGAGACCGUCGUCAACGAGGAGCAGGGCGAAUGCGUGUCGACGAUGUCGUCGUUGGACGGCGCUGCGAAACGCGCGAGCACCGGUCGCAAGCAGCAGCAUUGGAAGUCGCAGAGCGUCGGCGAGAACGUCGUAGCGCAGCAGCAUCAGCAGCUAACCCACGCGAACUCGUUGUCAUCAUCGACGACGACAACGACGACAACGUUGGACGACGACCUACAGCAGCAGCAGCAACAACAGGAGACGACGACGACGGCUAUGAUGACGAUGACGACGACGACGACGACGGCGACGACGACCAACUUCUCGGCGAACCGCGAGCUCUGGCAGCGUCGCGCCACCUCGCAGACCCAGCUAAACCCGGCUGUACCGCCGACGCCAAAGUCCUUUCGUACGUCUCAGGAGUUUCGCGAGAUGCGACAGAAGCAUACGCCUGACCUGGUGAUGGACCUGCCGCUCUCCGCUCAGGACGCCAGCAAAAAGUCCGCCUCGUCCAGCAGCCUUAGCAGCUCGGACGACGAGACGCCGACGUCGUUGCCGAUGGCGCCAGCGCGCGCUGAGGCCGCCACCUCGCCCACCGGCGGCCCGGAGUCGCCGGACAUGAGUACCGCCGCCGAACGCUUCGCCAAGCAGAACCAGUGCACGCUGAAGAAGAACACGAAGACCAACUCGGACUCUGCGGGCAAGUUGAAGCGGGUGGAGACCGCGGAUCAUGAGAUCGGCGCGAUCGACGCGAUCGAGAACGACGAGAUCGUGCGGUCGGCCAGUUCGAAUCAGCUCGCUGACGGGGGAGGCGGCGGAGUGCCGCUCAAGUCACCCCUACCGCCGCGAUCCACCCCCAAGAUAGUCGCCAAGUUCGCCGACAUGCAUCUGACCGGCGGCAGCCAGGUGGUGUCGACGUUCAAGCCGCAGGUCAAGGUCAAGCCGACGAUCCUGCGCAAACCGGUGCUGCCGUUCCCGCACCCGCACAUGAGCCCUGAGCUCGCGCGCAAGAUCGAGAAGCAGGCGCAGAGCGCGGAACAGGCCAAUUAACUGAUUGCCAUAAGUAAUCAUCAUCGGAGCCGGACAAGAGCGCGUGCCCGCAUGCCUGGAUUUUCCUGCCUGUUGCUCUUGACGAAUAUAUCGUAAGUCGCGAGACGCGGCGAACGCGUUUUGAUGGUUCCUUUACGCGCGAACGAGUGUUAGUAUGAGUUUUUUUUAAAAGAAGAGAAAAAAGGAAGAAUGAAGAAGAGGAAGGAGAAGAGGCAAGAAAAGAAGAGAGGAAGAGCAAGAGCUGCUCCCCAGCCCUCCCCGCCCGAUCAACACACCACCCUUGAACGCGAGUUCGUAUCUCGCGUCAGAGCGGAAGUGAGUGAGUGAGAGACGAGGGUCGGGGUCCCGCGAGUCCCGCGACUUUACCGUAAGUUUACUAUAGGGUACGUUACUAUGUAUACCGCGUGCCGUCUUAAUUAUAGGUACUAACUAUCCAAAACAGCGAUGUUCGAUAUAUCCGAGAUAUAGAGCGAAAGGGGGAAGAGGAGAAUAGCUAGGUGACUACGACGACGAUGACGACAAUGCUAGUAUUUAUCGAUUGACAUGGCGUUGUAGGCCGUUACUCAAUCCCGGGAUCGAAUUUCAAGCUGAGAGAAGAGGAAGGAGAAAAACGAGGAAGGGAAAAGGAGGAAAAAACGGAGGAAAAGAAAACAGAUGAAGAGAGAAGAAGAGACAACCCUCUAUGUAACAGCUCGACAUAUUCACGCAUCGCCUCUCCCUGUAAUCGAUCGAUCGAAAAGAAAAAAAAAAUAGAAAAAAAAGCGAGAAAAUGAGGAAACUUGUAUGCACUCGUUUGCGAGAUGUUUGGAACAUAUUUCGAUGAAGUUCGGAGCGUAUCAAAUUGUCACAAUUGCGCGCCGCUGUUUGCACGAGCUUGCACGGUGAUGUCUCAGGAUGAGAGCCGAAGUGACGGCGUACAUGUUGACUUUUUAUUACGUUCUUAUUUGACAUAUAUAAGAAUACAAUAAAAUAUACUCACAUACACACUCACUCCUUUCUCGAAUCCUCCUCUGCAGUUGCUUUGUCGCACACGCGUGCCCCCCCCCCUAGUAUAUUGUCACUUCGGCUGCUGUUAUAACGGAUUAUCCCGUGUAGCAGCUUCGUGAGCAGCGGAUUCGCCCUCAUUCAUGAGCGUUUCGCAAACGAAUGCGCACAGACCGGCAUAAUAGUCUUAACAUUCGCUACAAUUAGGUUGGUGGUAUCUUCUGAAUGUACACACACAUUUGUUUCCGAGCAUGAACGCGAAGCUUUCGCUGUGUGUGACAGAUACGCCGACACUUGACACAUCGUUCCCGCUUCCUUGAGCUAAUCGAUAAACAAGUAAGCAAUAUCGCGCACGUUUGGGAAGUCCGAUUGACUCAAUUCGCGUGAUGCGUCGGGACCACUAUGUCGGUCUGUGUACUCGUGAUUUAACGAUAGCGUAUCGUAUACACGUACAUUAAUUAACACACGAAAUGUAUACCGACGCGCAAAUGUUACGACGGCAUUAGCGUAUGCGUGCGUUCCUGCGAGCGAGUUUUCGCGAGGAUUUUCACACUCGACACUGGAUCAAUCACGGCGGAUCAGUGAUUCGAUGAUUCGAGCGUGUCUCCGAGAUGAAACGCGAUAAAUUCCGCGAUGCCCUCUCACUUUAUGUGUGUAUCAACUAAAUGUUAGCACGUGCUCGGCGAUGUUCCUCGCGUCGUCCGUAUUACCGCGCGAUCACCGGUGCUCUCAUCUCAAUCGCGAUCACGGCGUCCCUGCGUAGGAGGAUUUCGCGAGAGCCUCGUUCCCGAUUGGUAUCUCCAGAUAAUUUCGUGAAAACGGGAUUUCUUUCUCUGUCUCCUUCUGUUAAUUCUACCGCUACUUCCUACGACGUUCGAUCGAAUAAUUCCAAGUAAAUCUCAAUAUUCUUUUGCGGUUGAAUCUGGAAUUGAUUCUUCGAAGGAAUGUAGAGUUCGCUUCAACCUCGAGACACGCUGAUGAUACUUUUUAUUCGGUCGUAUUUCAAAGAUACGCACUUUGCGCACGAAUAUCUUUCCAUUUCAAAUGGUUUGCUGUUUGCGGUGACGCUUCGAUCGCGAGGAAAAAUCAAUUCCAUAUCGGCGUAUGAACGUGUCGUUAAAAUUAACAAUCAGCGGCCGGCGGGAUACUCGAAAUUAUAUGUACGAAAAGAGAAAGAAAGAGCAUCAACAAUCGGAUAUGGAGAGUAGUUCCGAUUUGAAAAAUUCGAGUGCGAUAAUACUGGCUGAUGUUGGGCUCGCCGAACAUUGCAGGCGCUAUACCCCACCGCACUAAGAAAUACCAAAGCCAAGAAUACGCGCCCCCGCCCUCCGCCCUGCUCCCUCCAUUGAUUGUAAAAUAAUUUUCGAGAUCUUUAUGGAGUUUCGAGACUGUUUUUUAGAUGCUGUCCCCUUCGUUCUUUUCCCCGCCCACAUCUUUUCGUUUUAAAUCGUACCCGCGGACUGCGUUUAUAUAGUAAUCAACUCCCGUUUCCUUUUCUUUAUCGUUUCUUUUUCUUUUUUUUACACGGCGCCGAACGCGUCGGACGAUAAUAACGAUUUUUAAACGAUCUGUAACGUAAUUUAACGCGUAAUAAUUUUAGCGUAGCCACGUCUUAUCAGUGGAUCCGAGAGGAGCGUAAUAGCUUAAUCGAUAAUCUCUCCCGUUAAGGCUAAUGACAUUAUGGAUAUCGUAAUAAACGAACUUACAGGCUGUA
Messenger RNA from Harpegnathos saltator (Jerdon's jumping ant), 6836 nucleotides. RefSeq names its product SLIT-ROBO Rho GTPase-activating protein 1. The record is from RefSeq and is a predicted model, not a curated record. The transcript is spliced from 14 exons. Gene Ontology annotation, biological process: signal transduction. The coding region runs from base 269 to 4138 and encodes 1289 amino acids. Gene Ontology annotation, molecular function: protein binding. Lineage: Eukaryota; Metazoa; Arthropoda; Insecta; Hymenoptera; Formicidae.